Desarmillaria tabescens is the source of this 990-nucleotide messenger RNA. RefSeq lists its product as uncharacterized. The record is from RefSeq and is a predicted model, not a curated record. Lineage: Eukaryota; Fungi; Basidiomycota; Agaricomycetes; Agaricales; Physalacriaceae. The transcript is spliced from 6 exons. Bases 1 to 990 code for a protein of 329 amino acids.
AUGCUCUUUCAUUGUGACGCCUACCCCCCCCAGCCUGAGCGGCUGUUGCCUCAGCAUCGCAACAUGGAACGCAGUUGCUUUGCACCGGCCGACCCUGAGGCCGUGUCAUCAGAACUGGAACAAAAUUCGGAGCGAAUUUGCCUUCUGGAGCAGGUCGAGCUGAAGGUAACACAACGGCUGGGGAUGUCUGGGGAGGAUAUCGAUUCUGAUGCAGUUCUCCUUGCGUCCAAGCAGGGGAAAUGCUCCGACUCGGAGGAUGUUCUGCGGAUUCUUCAAAAACUCCAUUGCCUCCGACUUCAGGAUAGUCGGGCUCGAAAAUUGUUUCCAGUGGAACCGGAAACGCAUUCAUACCCUUCAGGUAUCCCAUAUCAUGUCGACGCUUCAAGAUUCUUCGCCCUCAUCAUAGUACGAGACGCGCAGCUAAUGCAGGAGUACUUGACUGAGGACCUUGGUGUUCCCAGAGCUCGCAUCCAGCUACUGGUCGGAUCCAAGGAGCAUGCAUCCCCUAACGAUCCAAUGAAUCCCUCGCAGAUUGCGUUCGGCGACAACGUCAUCAUUUUCUAUUCAGGACAUGGUGCCUGUUAUCCUUCUCAUGCAGAGGAAGGCGACGCGGUUGUCCCGUCCCAGAUAUCAGCGACCGGGAAUUCAACUGGAAUCCUGACCCAGAUCUCUCGAGCUAAGGGGGAUAGGAUCAUGGUGAUUCUCGAUUGCUGCCACUCUGGCAGUCUCAUCCAGGAUCUCCCUGAGCCGGGAGCACGCACAUCUCCUCCCAUGAUGUGCGCAACGCUUCAAGACAUGCUCAUGGCUGGAGAGAAUGCUCUGAGGGGCUUCCCCGGGUACCGGUCGAUCAUGGCGAAGGAUUGGACACUGGAUAUGAGCUCCCACGUUGUCUUGGCAGCCUGCAGAGGUUACCAGUUUGCGAAGCCGAAGAAGGUGAUGAGGGACGAUGGCACUGGGGACACAUUGGAAUUUUUACGGAUUCCCUUGUGA